Messenger RNA from Fusarium sp. VM40, 258 nucleotides. The record is from the annotation of a GenBank genome assembly. NCBI's taxonomy places the organism in Eukaryota, Fungi, Ascomycota, Sordariomycetes, Hypocreales, Nectriaceae.
AUGUGUCUUCCCUUUGGAGGUAGUCGCAACUCCCGCAGCAGCGGUGGCAUGAUGGGCGCUCGCCCAGUAAAGGAGGUUCACCACCAUCAUCACGGAGGCGGUGGCCGCAUGGGCGGCGGUAUGGGAAUGGGUGGUGGACGUAUGGGAGGCGGAGGUAUGGGAGGAGGACGCAUGGGAGGUGGCCGUAUGGGCGGCGGAGGUGGAAUGCUGGGAGGUAUGAUGGGAGGUGGAAGACGAAUGGGAGGACGUCGUUGCUGA